This is a messenger RNA of Solanum dulcamara, 2468 nucleotides long. Its product is annotated as mannosyl-oligosaccharide 1,2-alpha-mannosidase MNS1-like. The transcript has 15 exons. NCBI's taxonomy places the organism in Eukaryota, Viridiplantae, Streptophyta, Magnoliopsida, Solanales, Solanaceae. Gene Ontology annotation, molecular function: mannosyl-oligosaccharide 1,2-alpha-mannosidase activity; calcium ion binding. Gene Ontology annotation, biological process: carbohydrate metabolic process; N-glycan processing. The coding region runs from base 449 to 2068 and encodes 539 amino acids. The record is from RefSeq and is a predicted model, not a curated record. Gene Ontology annotation, cellular component: endoplasmic reticulum; Golgi membrane.
UCGUCGGCGAAUAGGUGGAAGUACAUCAAUCCAUCUUACUAUUUGAAACGCCCCAAGCGUCUUGCCCUGCUUUUCAUCGUUUUUGUAUUCGGUACUUUCUUCUUUUGGGAUCGACAAACUUUAGUCCGAGACCACCAGGUGCGUUUUUCUGUCACCCUAAUUUUGAGCAAGUCUUGCUUCGUUACCACAAUAAGAAUGUCUAUGUUUCCUGGGAGAAUUUACGUGUUCCCGCGGAUAGAAUUGAGUAUUUGAGUUCCCACCCACCCCACAAAUUGAGGUCUUUACGUCCAGAACUUGGACUUCUACUCUAAGUUGCUCGGACUCUUCACUUUCGGUGCCAUACCCGUGUCGACACGACGUGGGUGUGGGUGUGAUAUCCGCACUCAAUCUGGCCAACCAGUUUUGGAUACUUUGACCGAAUCCGAGAGAGAAAUUCUGAACAGAUUCAAUGAUUUUUGUAAGCAAAACAAAAACUAAGGAAGAGAUCUCUAAGUUGAAUGAAGAAGUGAUACGUUUGCAAGAUCUGCUGGAAGAGUUGAAGAAUGAUCAAAGUGUAUCAGGUGAAAAGAUUAAUUUUAGUCGCAGUGGUGGUGAUGUGGGGAAGAAAAUGGAUUACACAGAGAAUCCCGUUGAUGCUCAACGAAGAGAAAAAGUGAAAGAUGCUAUGCGUCAUGCAUGGAGUUCAUAUGAAAAAUAUGCAUGGGGCCACGAUGAACUUCAGCCACAAACAAAGAAUGGUGUUGACAGUUUUGGUGGUCUUGGUGCAACAUUGAUCGAUUCUCUUGACACACUAUAUAUCAUGGGCUUGGAUGAGCAGUUUCAGAGAGCUAGAGAGUGGGUUGCAAACUCCCUGGAUUUCAACAAGAAUUAUGAUGCCAGUGUUUUUGAGACAACCAUAAGAGUUGUUGGUGGACUUCUUAGUGCGUAUGACCUCUCUGGUGAUAAGCUUUUCCUAGAUAAGGCUCAAGACAUUGCUGACAGACUGUUGCCUGCAUGGAAUACACCCACUGGCAUCCCUUACAACAUUAUCAACUUGUCACAUGGGAAUCCACAUAAUCAUAGGUGGACUGCGGGUCAUAGUAUCCUGGCAGAUUCUGCCUCUGAGCAGCUUGAAUUUAUUGCUCUUUCACAAAGAACAGGAGACCCGAAGUAUCAACAAAAGGUGGAGAAUGUCAUCUUAGAAAUUAGUAGAACUUUCCCAGAUGAUGGGUUGCUUCCAAUACACAUUAAUCCAGAGGGAGAGGCUGUUUUAUACUCCACUAUAACGUUUGGGGCCAUGGGGGACAGCUUUUAUGAAUAUUUACUCAAGGUCUGGAUACAAGGAAACAGAACAGCUGCGGUGGGCCACUACAGAAAAAUGUGGGAGACAUCAAUGAAAGGUCUUUUAAGCCUGGUGCGGAGGACUUCUCCAUCAUCUUUUGCUUAUCUUAGUGAGAAGGUUGGAGAUUCUUUAGAAGACAAGAUGGAUGAACUUGCAUGCUUUGCUCCAGGAAUGUUAGCUUUAGGUUCGUCUGGUUAUGGUCCUGACGAGUCUCAGAAGUUUUUAUCACUGGCAGAAGAGCUUGCUUGGACUUGCUAUAACUUCUACCAGUCAACACCUACAAAGUUGGCAGGAGAAAACUAUUUCUUUCAUGAUGGCCAGGAUAUGACUGUGGGCACAUCGUGGAACAUACUAAGGCCAGAAACGAUCGAAUCUCUGUUUUACCUCUGGCGUUUGACUGGAAACAAGACAUACCAAGAGUGGGGUUGGAACAUAUUUCAGGCAUUUGAAAAGAACUCGAGAAUAGAAUCUGGAUAUGUUGGACUUAAAGAUGUUAACACUGGUGUGCAAGACAAUAUGAUGCAGAGCUUUUUUCUUGCGGAGACUCUUAAAUAUCUCUAUCUUCUUUACUCACCCCCUUCAGUCAUUCCCCUAGAUGUGUGGGUUUUUAACACGGAGGCUCACCCCAUAAAAAUUGUGAACCGGAAUGAUCGAGCAAUAAGUUCUGGAGCUGGACGGUCAGUUGAACAGCAAAAAUCAUAUAAGCGUCCGCUGACAAGGAGAGAAGGCCGAUUUGGUAAUAAGUAGGUUCUCACAGGUCAUCAUUAGUUUAGUUGUUGAUUCAGAAUUAUGGGAAUCAAGUGGUAUAUUGCUUGGCACUUGUUCAGCCAAAUUUGCGGGAUUUAUUGGACUGAUGUCAGAGUUGGACGGAAAUGAUCUCCUAUGACCACUUACAUGAUUAGGUAGCAUAACUAUAUUUAAGUUUUAUUUCUUACAUAGUGACAUUCCCUUAAAACAGCCAAAUGUGUUCUAGCAGAUGGCAUUUGGCUGUGGGUAGCUCUACAUUUUUGGGGCCUGACGAGUAUUUGUAUAUCAUUUCUUUUUAUUUUUUCUUGGAAAAAAUACAGUAGGAGAAUUCUUAUUUCAAUUUUUCAAGACUGUGGACAGCCUUUUAUCCGAAAAGAAGAGCUAGCACUAUUUUUUCAAA